AUGUAUCGACAAGCAACAGCUUACGAACAGCUAUCCGAAGAAGCAACCAUCUUAAAACAAUAUCAGCUUGACGUUCUUGACCCAGUUGAAUGGGUUGAUGAACCAGAUGUUCGAAAAUCUGCAAGAUACUCGGUUGGUGAUAAUGCAUUCUUUCAAGGGAAUGGUGGAAUGGAAAAUGGGCGUGCAGACGAACGUUGGAGUUUAGAUGAUAAUGAUCCGCUUGGAAUUAAGCGUAGUGUAUUUACUGAUUAUGCAAAAAACAACAAUAGUUUAGAUCCAUAUGAAAGCCUUAAAGAAAGAACCCAAUUUCUCGUUGGUACAAAAUCAUUUAAUCCCAAGCUAUUUCUCCGUAAAGUUCAUCAAGACACGUCGUUUAACGAAUUAUUAACCGGAGCUAACCAACUACGAAAUACACUUGAUCAAAAAUCGGAGGCACUGAAAAAUUUAGUUCAAGAUAAUUUUGACCGAUUUGUUAGUGCAAAAAAUACAAUUGAUACAGUGUACAAUGAAAUGAAAUCGAAAAGUUUGAAUGAGGAAAAUGAGUAUGGUGUUAGAGGGUUAGAUACCGCUUUAACGGAGGCUGCUGCUAAGGCUGAUCAAGUUUUUGGUCCGGUGUUAGAAAAUAGAAUGAAAGCGGAAAAAAUACGGAGCACGUUAACUGUAUUAGAAAAAUUUAAGUUCUUUUUCAGUUUACCGAGUAGUUUGAUGGAAUCUCUCAAACAACAAAAAUAUGAUAUAGUAAUCAGAGACUACAAAAAAGGAAAAAAAGCAUUAGAAUCAAUUCUUGCAUCCUCAGACACAUCAUUAGAUAAUAACAUCCAAACACCAUCAAAUGGCUCUCCAGAGAAAGAAAAUGAUGACAGUGCACUUGCUGCGCAGUAUCGCAAAGUUUUUGAUAAAAUUUGGGCAGAGGUGGAAAAAAUUAUGGAAGAGAUGCGGGAACAAUUAUUUAAGCAACUGACUGAGCCUUGGCGGUCUAUGGAGGAACAAGAGAAGACGAUAAACAUUUUGUUAGAAUUGGAAACGGUCGAAGAUCCUGUAUGGCAUUAUUUAGAUAGUCAAUAUAAAUAUAUUAUUGAUCUCUUAAAAGAGUCAUAUAAAGAGCAAAUCGAUAAAAUUGAAGCUCUCAAACAAUCAUUAAACAGGACAAUUAACGCGAAUGAGGUCGCACUACAUCUUAAACGUGCAAUUAAAAUUGUCAAUUCGCGUGAUUUUGAUGCUUUAUCAGCUAGCAAAGACAUGGAUGUACAAAUAUGGAAAGCAAUUUUAAACAUUGUAAAGUCUUUGUCGGAUUUACUUCUCAGAUGUUUGCCAGAUUUCUGGAAACUAAGUAAAUCUUUUAUUGAAGGAAAAUUUCAAAAGAGUCCAACAAUUUUAAGUACGAAUAGAAGACGCCGUCAAGCGAUGGAUCUCCGUAAAGUAGAACAAUGUCAAAAUAUGGCAAAAGGAGUAAUAGAUCUUUAUGCGUCUUUGCUCUUCGAGUUCUUUACUUUGACAUCUCCACAUGAGGACACAUCAUCCAAUACUCCUGGUGUACCCGCGCCUAAUAACGAUAGCCCCUCAUUUAUUCCACCACACUCAGAUUCAGUGACAACUUGUUAUUUUUUGACGAGGAUUGUGAUGGAGAUGAGUGAUUGCGUUAAUGAUAUUAAUUCUAUUAAUAUGUCAUCUGAGGCGUCCAGGGCAUUAUCUACCUUAAUGGAUAAAUCAAGAUGGGGAUUUGUGGAGAUAAUUUGUAACGUUUGGAAGGAAGACGCCAAGAAAUUUUAUAUGCUCGAAGAUUGGAAUUUGGAUUCGGAUAACCGUGAAAUCACUACAUUCCUAAGAAAUUUCCACACUUUUCAUAAAUAUAACUCGAGAUGUGCGUUUAAAAUUGCUAGUCUCGGCUUUGUUUCCGACGACGACAAUAAGAACACAUCAAGUAUAUCCGACGAGUACUUGCACAAGAUCAAGGGUGCGUUUCUUGAUUCGCUAUACAUCUAUUUGGAAGGGUUGGUGCAUCUUGCUUUCUCCGAGUAUUCACCGUUGGAACCGGUUGACACUGAAAAGUUCGAGUUUAUAAGUAGAGCGAAAAUUGAUCCGAAUCGAAUGGAUUCAAGGAUUUUAUUAACUAUUAGUAAUCUUGCUAAUUUGAAAGCACUCAGUAUCCCAAGAAUCGUAUCUCAAUUCGAGAACGCGUAUCAAUGUAGUAUGUCUGAAGAUAUAAAGCAACUUAAUGAUUUGGUCGAUCAAUUAGAUAAAAUUCUAUUUGACGAUUAUAUUAAACGGAAAGCCGCGACUGUUCUGGAUAUUGUGGAGAAAGGAAUAUUAUAUGGAAAUAUAGAUUGGUAUAAUAUUUCCAAACCAACCGAGGUGCAUUCUUUUGUCUAUGAAGCUUUGUUAUCACUUGUUUUGGUACACGCAGAAGUAGGUGAUAUUGCAAAACAUCUCGUCAAUCGUACACUCUCAUGUUUGCUUGAAGGCAUGGCAAAAGAUUGUCUUAAUGCUUUUAAAAAGGUAGAAAAGUUUGGAAUGGGUGGCAUGUUACAGGCAACACUCGAAAUAGAGUUCAUGCAUCAAACUCUCUCACAAUAUGUGACUCCGAAAGCACAAGAAACACUUCAAGCAAUAUACGUCACCAUCGAACAGUCAUAUGAUCCAUCGCAAGGUUCCGGAAAUCUACAAUCGGAAUUAAAUAGUGUCAAGAAAUUGUUGGUGGAAAGUCGAAAGAGUACUAGUUUACAAUUCUUGUGUUUCAAGAAACCAAAAUAA
Ambispora gerdemannii is the source of this 2751-nucleotide messenger RNA. The record is from the annotation of a GenBank genome assembly. NCBI's taxonomy places the organism in Eukaryota, Fungi, Glomeromycota, Glomeromycetes, Archaeosporales, Ambisporaceae.